AAGCAGUGAAUGGGUAAUUAUUGGUCGACUUUGACAGGGCACCCGGUUUAAAAAUGUGUCGCUUGGAGAAGAAUAGGCAGGAGAAAUCAAGUUCAGAGUGGAAGGGUAAUAAAGUAGCAGCUAGAUUGUCAGUAAACAGACUAGAGUUGUGGGUUGCAUAUGAAAGGGAAACUGCAGAUGAGUCAGGUUACGCAGUAGAGCCUGAAGCACUCUGUUGAUGGCAAUAGGAUGGCUUUUAGGGCAUAAUGCAAACAACAUGUUGAUAUGCAGUGAUUCUAGGUCAGCUGUAGCUUUGAGUCAGAGGUGGCAAUACAUCAUCAGGAUCUAUUGCAUGUCGUCUGCCAAGUUAACUCUACGGUGGUGGGUAUGGAGGGGGGGGGGUAUGGGCACCUGCUCACAUAGGUGUACUAGUCAGUGAAAGAGCAGAAAGGAUGGAAAAAAGGAGAGAGCACAGAAGGAGGAGGCAGACUUCAAUAUCUGUGUUGCAAGAAGGGAAGGGUCGGACUAGGAGGGAGGUAGUUCAGACCUGGCAACAGUGCAUCAGACAAAAACUGCUAUUUAUACAGGAUUCGAGAAAAAGUGGGCGUGGUUAAAUACAAGGGUGUGGAUAGGUCAGACCAGGUGGUUUUUGACAGGUUAAGAAUUAAGAAUCAACAACACUGUUGAGUCAAUCUCUACAUUUAGUUGGGAAGCUUCAGUCGGGUCAUUGCAGUUUUUGUCACAAGGAUGAAACUGCGGAGCACGUAUUGACUAGGUGUGAGAGGUAAGAGAGAGAGAGAGGGUAAAUGUGUUCAGAAGACUGAAGCAGCAGGGGAAUCCAUCAGCGACAGCGAUUCAGAGGUGUGGAGAAGAGGAAGCUACAGGCAAAAUGAGUCCACCUUGGCCCAAAGGAAAGAAACUUGUUCACUUAGAUCUGAAAGGCGCCCCACCACGGGUUGAAUACCUUCACAAGCUGAUCGAGCUGUUCUCUAAGCUGGGCGUGGACGGCCUGCUGGUGGAGUACGAGGACAUGUUCCCUUAUGAGGGAGAGCUGCGUCUCCUGCAAGCCACGGCGCAGCCCGCUUACAGCCGAGAGGAGUUGCUGUCCAUUCAGGAAUCUGCCAAAGCAAAGGGCAUGGAGGUGAUCCCACUCGUACAGACCUUUGGCCAUAUGGAGUUUGUGUUGAAGCACCGGCCACUCUGGCACCUCAGAGAGGUCCCGCACUGCGUUGGCACCCUUAAUCCCCACAAAGAGGAAGGGGUGAAGCUGGUGAUGGAGAUGCUGAGGCAGGUGGUUGAGAUGCAUCCAGAGCUAAGAACAGUCCACAUAGGGGCAGAUGAGGUUUACACUCUUGGAGAGGGGGAGGACUCCAAGCUUUGGCUGGCUACAACUGGUCAUUCGGUCGAACAGCUUUUCCUCAGUCACGUGACCAGGGUUGCCAAGGCUAUCAAAGAGGCGUGGCCUGACAUGAAUAUCAUCAUGUGGGAUGAUAUGAUGAGAGGCAUGAGCCAGGACACGCUGAAAGCAAGCGGUCUGGUAGGACUUGUGCAGCCCAUGUUGUGGGACUACACCCCAAACCUGGAUGUGGAAAGAACUGUGUCUUUGCUGGAGAAGUACUGCGGCGCCGGCAUGUCCGAUCUGUGGGCAGCGAGCGCCUUCAAAGGCUCCACUUCCGUGCACACCUGCGUGACCUGCACACAAAGACACGUGGAUAACCACCUGCAGUGGCUGAAGGUGGCCGCCUCUCUGCCGUCGGCCAUAAACAUGAGGGGCAUGGCCCUCACAGGCUGGCAGAGGUACGACCAUCUGUCAGUCCUGUGUGAGCUGCUGCCAGUAGCUCUGCCCUCCCUGGCAUCCUGUCUGCAGACUCUCACCCAUGGCCAAUUCAGCGCCGAGGCCCAGAGAAAAGUAACCGAGACGCUGGGAGUAUCUUCAGUGGAGGUGGAAGCCAUGGAGAGAACAUCUGCCGGCGAGUCGCUGUUCCCCGGCAGGAAGCUGGCCGAGUUGAUCGUGGAGAUAAAUUCCCUGCUCGACUCAGAAGAUUUGAGAUUUUUCGAAAGCAAUAUGUUUGUGAGAGGGUGGUUCAGUCCCUACCACAGACAGAGGAAGAUGGUAAACCCGUCAAACUCCAUGCAUAUUCACAACCAAGCCUCACUGUAUUUGGACACGUUACAGGAGAAGGUAGAGGCCCUGAGAAAGGAGAUGGUAAAUCUUUAUCCUGAUUCCACGGCCGAGGAGUGGAUAGAGGAGCACGUCGGCCCGGUAACGGCUCCGCUGCAGCGUAUCACAGAAGCCAUCCAGGACUGCGUAAAGGAAAUGGUGCCAUGACACAAUCGAGCUUUAUGAUUUCAGCGUCGAUAUCGGACUAUGAUUACUUCUUUCAAGCACAGUUGACUUUUUUUUUCUUUUUGUAUGUGGUUUUGCAUCUCCUUGUUGAUUUUUUCAUGUGAUUAGAGGUAAGUGUAUGGAAGAUAAGAGGAACUACAGAUGUUUUUAACUCAAAGAAUGACAAGAAUGUCAAGCAAAUCUAAAAACAAAUACAGUGAAAUAAAAAUCGUCCAACAUUUCCUCAUA
This is a messenger RNA of Fundulus heteroclitus (mummichog), 2554 nucleotides long. RefSeq names its product hexosaminidase (glycosyl hydrolase family 20, catalytic domain) containing (gene hexd). Gene Ontology annotation, molecular function: hexosaminidase activity. Gene Ontology annotation, biological process: carbohydrate metabolic process. The record is from RefSeq and is a predicted model, not a curated record. The transcript is spliced from 12 exons. NCBI's taxonomy places the organism in Eukaryota, Metazoa, Chordata, Actinopteri, Cyprinodontiformes, Fundulidae. The coding region runs from base 869 to 2308 and encodes 479 amino acids.